AUCGGGAAAAAAGUUCAGUGACCCUUAUGUUCGAAUCGAACAUGAUUCUCCAAACACUGUCUUCUUCUUCUCCUCCAUUUCACCGUCUCUAUCUUCACCAUUCCCAGAUUCUUCCUUCUUCUGUGUCACCCAAGAAGAUUUCUCUUCAGAUACAUGGAAGGUCUUUGGCCAUUCGAUCUUUUCAUGAGAUUUCUGCUAGAGGUUUACCGGCUUUGAAUAAAGCUUCCUUGAAGAAGAUACCAAUCAAAGGAUCUACCUUUCUGCUGGGACAGAGCAUGUUGAUGGUUUCUGCUUACCCACAGAUGGCAGCAGCAGCAGAAAUCAUAAAGCCUGAACCGAUUUACGAAGUUGGGGAAUUAUUUGAACUUAGUAUUCAGCUUUCUUACUUGCUGUUACUACUGGGGUUGCUUGGAGUUGGUACUUUCUAUGUGAUCCGUCAAGUACUUGUACGCAGAGAACUUGACCUCUCCGCUAAAGAAUUGCAGGAGCAAGUUAGGAGUGGCGAUGCAAGUGCAACAGAGCUCUUCGAGCUUGGUGCAGUGAUGUUGCGAAGGAAAUUUUAUCCUGCAGCCAACAAGUUUUUGCAACAAGCCAUCCAGAAAUGGGACGGCGAUGAUCAAGAUCUUGCCCAGGUCUAUAACGCUCUUGGAGUGAGUUAUGUCCGAGAGGAUAAACUCGACAAAGGAAUCGCUCAGUUUGAAAUGGCGGUGAAGCUGCAGCCCGGUUAUGUAACGGCUUGGAACAACCUUGGGGAUGCUUAUGAGAAGAAAAAAGAGUUGCCGUUGGCAUUGAAAGCGUUUGAAGAGGUUUUGUUGUUUGAUCCGAACAAUAAAGUGGCUCGGCCUCGGCGAGAUGCGUUGAAGGAUCGCGUGAAGCUUUAUAAAGGCGUUGUGGCGGUUAAGUCUAAGAAACGGUGACGGCUCAAACAAGAAGCAAACUCGAACCAAGAACCGUUGGUCUCUCUCUCCCUCUUGUCUUUUUUUUUUUUGGUUUGGUUAAUAUGUAAGGAGAUUUUGUGUUAAUAUGAAAAUGAAACUUGUUUUUGUUG
Arabidopsis arenosa is the source of this 1048-nucleotide messenger RNA. NCBI's taxonomy places the organism in Eukaryota, Viridiplantae, Streptophyta, Magnoliopsida, Brassicales, Brassicaceae. The record is from the annotation of a GenBank genome assembly.